UAAAGACGCCUGGAUAUGAGACUUCGAACCCUAAGGGUGGGAAGCUUCGAAGCCGGCGGGUGUGAGGCUUCGAGUUGUGCGGAUGGUGCGCGUGGAGGCAGAUCACUCCAGGCCGCCCAGCAUCCAGCAUCGUCAUCUCUUCUCGUCUCUGGAACUUUCUCAUCUGCAAUGAAAGAUCAGUCAGUAAUGCCGGAAAACAGCGUUGUGUCCUUGAUCCACCAGUUCGACCAGCUGCAGGAGGAACGGGUUCAUAGUUAUAGACUUUUAGAAGAAGGGCACAAGAUCUAUCUUAGUACAGAACCAAACUAUGAUUUCCCAAAAUUUAGAAAACUUGUUCAUGAAGUUACACAAGACUUCAAGCGGGUUUCUGAGGGCAUCAUUGCUGUUGAGAAAGCUCUGAGAACGGACAAUCAUAUAACAGCUGCUGAUAUUAUUGCUUCAAUUCAGAAGAAUGAGAAGAGAAAGCUGGAGCUGACUACCCACUUGCAGCUUGCCCAUCAAAUGGCAGCAGAGCGUGACAGUGGGGAAUUGGAACAAAAUAAAGUUAAGGAAAUUAGAAGCGAGUUGGGUCAAGUGGUGGAACAAAUAAAUGACCUGCUGACAGAGCUCCGCUACGAAGUUCGCAAUGGAAAAUAGAUUCUAAGCAGAUGAACAUAGGUCAGUAUAAUGUGGCAUAUUAUAAUGUGAAAUUAAGGUUACUGUUUGACCUCAUUGUUAAAAAUUAACAAAAUACUUUUAAAAGCGGAAUCCUUAAAGGAAUAUAGUUUUUACGGCCAUAUGGGGAACACGACACUGCAUUAGCUUUAAAGAAAUUGGCAGCAAGAUCUUCUAAGGUACAAAUUAAGCAAUAGAACAUAUCAGAUAAAUGUAGAAAUAAUUUUUAAUCAUAAACCUUAUCAGUGUCUGAUUGUGGUUUCUCUUAUUGGCAUUGUUUAAAUGGCAUAAAUAUUGACAAAAUUGACCUAAUUUGUAAGUAGGAUACUAAAAUUAACAAAAUACUUUACAAUAAAGCAUUUGUGGCAAAAUGGUUAAGAGCUGUUUAGCUGCCUCACUUUCAAUGCAUUAGUGAUUCCCCUCUUCAUGACAAAUCACUUACUACUAUGCUUUUUAUUUAAUCAAUGACAUUUCAGAACAAUAUUCAAUCAGCAUUUUACUAGGUACCAUAAUUAAUAGGUCAAAAUUACUUGAGCAUUACCAGAAUAUAUUACUGCUGAAUGUAUAUGAAUACGAGCUACAAUUUACGAUGCCAACUUUUGGUACAAGCACACACACACACACAGUAUACAUACAUAUGUAUAAAAGGUUUGCCAACUGCAUUAAUUUUUUAUCCUUGUUUAUCUAGUUUUGGAUAUGAUCCUACUGAUAAAUCAUUCUUAAUGAUGUAUGUAUAUAUAAAGUUUUAUUAUUUUUUAAGCAUUUAAAUUUGUUGGGUUUUGACAAAUUAAAUUUGUAUUGACAACAUUCAAUGAUAGACAAUUCUUCUUUAAUUUAUAUAUCUCGACAUACAGGGUGUAACUACAGUCAACAACAACAACAGUUUUACCAAUUUUGGUAAUACUGUACUGUAUUUGAUAUGUUUUAUUUUUAAAUCUUAUUACCCAUCAAAUCAAUAUAGUUAAAGAUUUUUAAUACAUUUGAAGUUUAUUGUAGUUACUCAUUUGUGAUGAUAGUAUAUCAAAAUUACUUUGUUCGGUAUGGGGCAGAAGGAAUUAUUUUUGGUAAAUUGGAUGCAUUUGAUUUUGCAUGUAAAGCCAAGUGCAACACUUUACAAAUAAUCUUUAACUACCACACUCCUUAUUUGAAAGUUUUGCUGGCAUGCCCUUUCAGUAGUUUUAAUCACACCCCCACACCUACAGGCAUCUUGAAAUGUAACUCCUUGCACUUUGGCCUAACAUAAGCCUUCAGAAUUUAGACUAAUUAGAACAGUGUUUGCUUGCAGUAGACCCCAAGGUCUUAAUUUGGUGUUAUGAAUUGUUUUCUGUUAAUAAAUAUACUGAAGUA
Molecule: messenger RNA, 2001 nt
Organism: Procambarus clarkii (red swamp crayfish)
Lineage: Eukaryota; Metazoa; Arthropoda; Malacostraca; Decapoda; Cambaridae
Product: required for excision 1-B domain-containing protein
Source: RefSeq, a predicted model, not a curated record